This is a messenger RNA of Etheostoma spectabile (orangethroat darter), 695 nucleotides long. RefSeq lists its product as uncharacterized. Lineage: Eukaryota; Metazoa; Chordata; Actinopteri; Perciformes; Percidae. Bases 93 to 695 code for a protein of 200 amino acids. The record is from RefSeq and is a predicted model, not a curated record. Gene Ontology annotation, cellular component: vesicle; cytoplasm. The transcript has 3 exons. Gene Ontology annotation, molecular function: cysteine-type endopeptidase inhibitor activity.
UCUAGACGGUAUAUUAACUCGGCUUUGAACUAGUCCACUCAGAACCGAUAACAGGACUCCUAAUAGCUACUGCAGAACAACCUGUUGCGAUCAUGCUGUUUGUCUGGUUUUGCGUUUUUGUUUCUGCUUUCACCGGCCGCUUUGUAACCAAACAAUCUCCUCCGCCUCCCGGUAGCUAUCAAGAAGUCCCGGUGAACCGUACCGAUGUUUUAGAAGCGGCGCAGUUUGCUGUGGAUGAAUUCAACAAAGCCAACACAGAAGACAUGUUUAAUUACGCAAUUUUGGACAUAACAUCGGCUGAAGUUCAGGUUGUCGGAGGAUUUAACUACUUCCUGGAAAUGCUCCUGGGACGUACAACGUGCAAGACAGGCAACGCUGCUGCUGUUAAAGGCAACGCUGCUGCUGUUAAAGGCAACGCUGCUGCUGUUAAAGGCAACGCUGCUGCUGUUAAAGGCAACGCUGCUGCUGUUAAAGGCAACGCUGCUGCUGUUAAAGGCAACGCUGCUGCUGUUAAAGGCAACGCUGCUGCUGUUAAAGGCAACGCUGCUGCUGUUAAAGGCAACGCUGCUGCUAACGACUGUGAUUCCAACUCUGAACCCAAGGCAAGUGAACUUAAGUGCACCUUCACCGUUAAUGAAGUCCCUUGGGAAGAUUCACGUGUCCUUUUUCAAAAGGAAUGUAAAGUCAACCACUGA